CUGCAAGAUCUAAAAAAAAAAAAAACCUGUCCAAUUCCAGAAAACAAAAAUGGGAACAAAACAGAUCGUCACAGUGAUGUUCUUCUUUUUAUCUGUGAUCAUGGCGUUGCUUUGUCAUCAUCAAUCCGAAGCUCAAGCGCCGAUACCAAAUCCUGGUGAUUGCUUCUCGUCAAUAAAGAAGGUCAAAGGUUGUGUCGAUGCUGUGAAAGCUGCCACUAAAGGAGAUUUCAAAGGUUUGGACAAGGAUUGUUGCCACGCCAUCAAUGGCCUCGUCCACCACUGUUUUCUGAUCCUUUUCCCAGGAAAACCAUACAUUGCACUACGCGUUAAGGAUGCAUGUUAUAUUAAUUAA
Messenger RNA from Arabidopsis lyrata subsp. lyrata, 352 nucleotides. RefSeq lists its product as uncharacterized. NCBI's taxonomy places the organism in Eukaryota, Viridiplantae, Streptophyta, Magnoliopsida, Brassicales, Brassicaceae. Gene Ontology annotation, cellular component: vesicle; extracellular region. Gene Ontology annotation, biological process: double fertilization forming a zygote and endosperm; regulation of protein localization to cell surface; regulation of double fertilization forming a zygote and endosperm. The transcript has a single exon. The record is from RefSeq and is a predicted model, not a curated record. The coding region runs from base 50 to 352 and encodes 100 amino acids.